CCAUGCCCCGCAUAGAUGCAGAUCUGAAGCUGGACUUUAAGGAUGUCCUGCUCCGACCCAAGCGAAGCAGCCUCAGGAGCCGAGCCGAGGAUUGAUGUAGGUUGAAAUCACUUCAGAGACCAGAGAUCCACCCCUGUGUGUCUCCUGCCAGUUCUCCUGGGGAAGCACCUGCUUUCAGAAUGAUCCUGGGUCCCUCACGGUCCAGCCCAGGGGACAAACAGUGCUGAGUAGGUGGAUCUUGAGUGUACCUUCACGUUUCGGAACUCGAAGCAGACCUACUCGGGGAUCCCCAUCAUUGUGGCCAACAUGGACACCGUGGGGACAUUCGAGAUGGCAGCAGUGAUGUCACAGCACUCCAUGUUUACGGCAAUUCAUAAGCACUACGCCCUGGAUGAAUGGAAGCUCUUUGCUGCUAAUCACCCAGAAUGUCUGCCGCACGUGGCCGUGAGUUCGGGCAGCGGGAAGAGCGAUCUGGAAAAGAUGAGCAGCAUCUUGGAAGCCGUGCCGCAGGUCAAGUUUAUCUGCCUGGACGUGGCCAAUGGGUACUCAGAACAUUUUGUGGAAUUCGUGAAGCUGGUGCGUGCCAGAUUCCCAGAACACACUAUCAUGGCCGGGAACGUGGUGACAGGGGAGAUGGUGGAAGAGCUUAUUCUUUCUGGAGCAGACAUAAUCAAAGUGGGCGUCGGACCAGGCUCUGUGUGUACCACCCGCACCAAGACCGGGGUGGGCUACCCCCAACUGAGUGCCGUGAUCGAGUGUGCGGACUCCGCCCACGGCCUGAAGGGGCACAUCAUCUCCGACGGAGGCUGCACUUGUCCAGGAGAUGUCGCCAAAGCCUUUGGGGCCGGAGCCGAUUUUGUCAUGCUGGGAGGGAUGUUUUCGGGCCACACUGAGUGUGCCGGAGAGGUGAUUGAGAAGAACGGGCAGAAACUCAAGCUCUUCUACGGGAUGAGCUCUGAAACCGCGAUGAAGAAACACGCAGGAGGGGUCGCCGAAUACAGAGCUUCCGAGGGCAAGACCGUGGAAGUGCCUUACAAAGGGGAUGUAGAAAACACUAUUCUGGAUAUUCUUGGGGGACUGAGGUCCACGUGCACUUACGUGGGGGCCGCCAAACUCAAGGAGCUCAGCAGGAGGGCGACGUUCAUCCGGGUGACGCAACAGCACAACACGGUGUUCAGCUAACCUUGAGGAUGCGGUGACUUCUGGCUCACGGGAGCUUCCACGCACACCUGCUCUCCCACCUCCUCCUGUGACAUCAGAGAUUCUGGUUGCUCCUGAAUGUUGGACUCCUGCCUCCCCCUCCCCCACCUGCCGUCCGGAGGCUUUGGGGCUCCCCUAGUGCCUUCCGGGGCCCCGGAAGCAGGGCGCUGACCGGGUCUGUGGUCAGAGCCCAGCUGCCUGGAACUCAUAACCUCAUUGUUCAAAUCAACUCCCCUUUUCCUUCCUUCCUUCCUUCCUUCCUUCCUUCCUUCCUUCCUUCCUUUUUUAAAGAAAAAUGGUUUCACUUUAAUAUAAUGCAAUUAUCUUAAGACUUGGAGUGCUGGAGUUUGCCUUUGCAGGAAGCAGGUUGUCAAGGGAGCUGGGGGUUCUCUACCUACUUCCCAUGCUUGGCUCUUAGCAGUCACAGAGGGGAGGUGAAGGGAGGGGAGGGGAGGGGAGGGGAUGGGAGGGGAGGGCGGCCAGGCCUGUCAGGGUAACCCUCCAACCCCCCUCUGCUUUUGGUUGCUGGAAAAGAACCGAAAGCACCCGACCGGAACUUGGAGACUUGGCUUCGUGCAGAUACUCAUGAGGCAUGGUGGCAUGUUUUCACCACCUGCGUUACACGUGCCUUCUGGGAACAGGUAUCUGUCACCAUAAGGUCGAUGCUGCUUUGAGGACACUGUCCCUGUCCCGGUUUUUCAUUGAGUUUUGUUUCCCUUCAUCUCCUCCCUCCUCCAUCUCGACCUGUCAGGCUGGCCUCUCUCUUAGAUCGGAAGUUAUUUUGGAGCUCCGUGGGAUGUUUGGUGGAAAGGUCACCCACCAAAACCUGGGCAAGUGGAAUCCCGCUGAAAGACUGCAAACAGCUUGACCUGAGGCUUCCCGAAAGUCAUUGACUUCAAUUAGGAGUGAGAAUUAUUCCCUUCUCUGGGCCAUCGAUAUUCUCAAGAAAGGUAUUCUUGUAAAGUGGUCAGUUCACUGGUGACAAUGCUAUUUUCUGGGAGAAAGGACCCGGGCCUUGGAGGAGUGUCCCACUAUGGCACUUCGUGAAACCGUGAACGUGGAUUUGUUAACAGUGGCCACUUCUUUUGAGGCAUUGCUUGAGGAUUAAGACUGGAAAGUACAUGCAGACCAGGAUGUUUCACUUUCUUUUCUUUUAAACAAGGUUUAGAGAAGCAGACGCGAGAGUGCAUUUUCCUUUAAAAAAUUAAGUGACUCUCCUGGAAUAGAGAAGGAUCACACAGUGCUACCGUGGUAAGGACCCCGAUGUCCACGGUGACGGACACCAUACAAAGAAUCCAUCGAAACCAUAAUGUUCCAGGAAACUAUCCAUCCGUUUGUAGUUUUCUAAGAACGCAUUUAUGGGUUCAGCACCUUCAAGGCUGUUGUAAACUUUUCGCCCCUGACUCCAUUAGGAAUAGUUAUUGUGCUUGUGGAAACGUGAAUUGGCUACACGUUUGAGACGAGGAGGGUCCGGAGGCUGUUUCAACAUAGAGCAAGAUGUGGGGUUUUGCUGGAGGCACCCCAUGUUUUCCGUUUGCUUGUCUGAGGUUUGAGUCCCACACUGUUCCUGUGGAAGAUGGUUUCUACUCAAGCUAGUGAGUUUAAGAGAUUCUCUGUUCCAAUAAGGGAGAGAAGUAAAAGAAGGGAGAUCUUAAAGAAAUCCAUGCAAGAUGUACUAGCGGUAGUAAGGGAACUUUCUGGGCACCCCUUGCUUAGCCUGGACUCACCACUGUCCCCCUCUUACAUCCGGCUGCGGUGCUACACGCAGAGGGGUCUGGGACAGGGAUGCCCAUCAACCCAGUAGGGGCUGUGGUCUUUGCAGAGGCCUGUGCCUGCCUUAUCCAUCUUGUGUAAAGAUUUUGUACCCUCUCUGCUCUUGGUUUCCACCUGCUGGAGGCAGGUCCCUUGCUGAGCUAGUGUUGACGGAAGCGAAUCACCCGGAAGCAGAGAUUUUGCGAAAAGCUCCUCGAAGGCCCCGUCGUGCUUUGCCUUCGUACGUGCAUCUCUGCCUCCAGUAGCGCUGGGCCCCGGGGGGCCCCGAUGGGGUAUCAGGUGCGGCGCUGGGUGCCCGAGUGCUCAACCGCCGCCCCCAGGCCCUCCGGUGCAGGAGUGGGUGCCGGAAGGUGUCCGCGAGUGAGACGCCGUUCACCAGGGGCCGUUCCUGCUAUGCAUCUGGUGGUUUCGAGGCCCGUCCCAUUGCCGCACGUGACACCGCUUUUCCCCUCGUGUGAACAUUUGAGCCAAGUCUGUAGCCACUGGGCCCCAACCUCUCAGAACCGUAAGCAUCGAGUAUUACAUCAGCGGGGAAGGCGGUGAUUCAGGCUGCUUUCCCCAGACUUGCCCGUAGCACGUGGCACGUCCGUCCAGACCGCCCUGGAGGGAGGGGCAGGACCCCCUCGUGGGCUGCAAGGUCCCCCGGAUCCCCACCCCCUUGCCCCGGUGCCGUGCAUACUCUUUUCAGCGCUAAUGCUCACAGCUCAUCGGGGCCUCAAUGCCAAGUCCCCAGAGGAGAGUCUUGGCGAGCUCCCCGCCCCCAAACAUCUAACCAGGAAGACAGCAAGAGGAAAGGGGUCACACGCUCCUCCCUGGGCUCAGUGAGAACCCUGAAUUUAGCACUGAGAACUCCCUUCCGUCUCUGCAGAAGGAUUUGAUAGCCACACGUGCAGAUGGGGGGUGCCGCCGCCGCCGCCGCCGCCGGCAUGGGUCCCCGGGGAAUUAGUUUCUGGGGUAACUAAGCCGCAUCUCCCUGAGAGCGGACACAGGGGAAACCUACCGAGCAGCGCUCUUGAGACAAAUGGGGCCUCCUUUUCCGCAUGCCAGGAGGUCCCCCUGGCUUGCUGAGUUUUUUUUAACAGGCAUGAGCUAAAGGAAAUUCGAAGGAACUUUCCACCUUGGGACCACUAACCAGUGUGUAGCAAGGCCACUGGAGUCCCGUGAAGCUGCCAAAUGCUGUCUAGAAACAAAGAUCUCUUGUAAACAGCAUUGUUCAGCUAGGAGGAAAUAAACGUGAACUGAAUAAGCCCAAAGCGGGUGUUGAAACGUGCCUUUUAUCUCAGGCUCUCAUCUCCUGCAUGGCCAAGCCUUCCUCCCCACCUCCCCGAAAAGCAUUCCUAGGAAAGGCAAUGCCUUGCAUCCACUCCCCACUGCAAUGGGACCGGCGAUCACAGCGGGGCUAAUUCUGGCGAGGGGGCGGGGGGGGGGGGUUACCAUUCUUUUCUCAACCUUUGUCUUGAAACACCUGACAGAGGCAAGGACACACAUUUGCAAUUGGCACUGUUAUUUUUAUUAGUACGAGUAUACUGAAACAAUAAACUUGUACUGGUAUACAGACAAUUUGUUUAAAACAAUUUUGUUCAAAUUUUGAAUCAAACAUUGUUUUCUUAUAAUAAUGAAAUAAUUUCUACCUAGAAAACCUGCAAGCACCAUCAAAGAAAGGGACCAUAAAAUUCAAUAAACAGACUCGAGUGUAUCCUACAAAUAGACACACCACGAUUAGAAAAUAGAAUAUGAAUUCUUCCAUUUUUUUUUUAAUAUUUGUUUUAAAAAAGCUAGUGCAAGUACAAUAUUUUACACUGGAAUUACAGAGAGUAUGCACGCAUAUGGAAAAAAGUUCUGUCACAAUAAAAGCUCUUAACUAUGUAUGCACUUAAAAGUUUUCUUUUCAGUAAGGUGCAAAACAUUCCUUCCCUAGUUCUCCUCUGUACUGGCCGUGUCAGUCUGAUAUUGCCCCAAAGUUCUGGUGUCUCUUUUCCCUUGGCCGGUGGGAGGCAUACGAUUGGAAGUUUGGUGGGUAAUGAUCUGAUAGUAAAACAGACAGUGAUAUGAAUCUCAGAGAUGGCUCUGGGGCCAGGGCCCCACUGGCCAGAAGUUAGGACUGUCUUAAACCCAGGCCACCACGAAUACUGGCAGGGCUCUCCCGAGACCUCCAUUCACUUGACCCUAAAUGGGUUUACAGGUGAACACCGAGCCGGAAGAAACCACCCCAAAAGGGCAGUAUUCGCGGGACCGAAUGUAUAGGUGUCAAACUAAAUGUUCACGGACUGAACAGUUGACCCCAUUCCUGGACCAGAUAAUAAGAGCAGUGGUUCCUGGAAGAACCAGAGGAAACGUACACGCCCAGCUUCUUGAUAAGGGCCGUGUAAAGACACAGCUCUAAGCCAGCGUCAGUCACGUCAGACUUGAUAUUCCCGGAGGACGGUAUAUUAGCCCGGCAAGGAAUGCUGUAAGCAGCACUUCCAACGCAAACCUUCAGACUGGCCAUGGAAAAGGAGACCGGCUCGUUGGCCAUCCAGACAGCAAACAAACAAAACUAAAGGGGAAGAAAACUUGGGUGAAGUCUUCGAUUAUCUGCAGUGGAAGACUCGAGUCCUUUCGGAUAAGAAAAGUGACGGAAAUUCUUAGAGACUGUUGCUGUGUCCGUUCUACCUAUUGGCCAAAUGCACUUAAUCUUAAUACAGCUGAACCAUUUGUACGCAAGUCACGAAAGACGUGAAAAACUGAAGCCGCUGUUCCCUCCCGCCAUCGUACAGGUGAAUGUCAGCUACCAGAAACGUUGCAUUGAAUGGUAAGGGAGGGGCUGAGAUUCUGAAUUUAAGAACUGUAGGUGGGUUUGUUCAGUGUCCCCACAGCUGUCCAGUUUCUGCUGGCUGCUUUGUGUCUGGGACAGAAUAGGACUCUUCUGAGAAGUUGUUCCGUG
This is a messenger RNA of Lynx canadensis (Canada lynx), 5896 nucleotides long. It is a transcript of the gene GMPR, whose product is annotated as guanosine monophosphate reductase. NCBI's taxonomy places the organism in Eukaryota, Metazoa, Chordata, Mammalia, Carnivora, Felidae. The transcript has 10 exons. Gene Ontology annotation, molecular function: GMP reductase activity. Gene Ontology annotation, cellular component: GMP reductase complex. The record is from RefSeq and is a predicted model, not a curated record. Bases 307 to 1182 code for a protein of 291 amino acids. Gene Ontology annotation, biological process: nucleotide metabolic process.